Molecule: messenger RNA, 4004 nt
Organism: Peromyscus maniculatus bairdii (prairie deer mouse)
Lineage: Eukaryota; Metazoa; Chordata; Mammalia; Rodentia; Cricetidae
Gene: Sema3b
Product: semaphorin 3B
Biological process (GO): axon guidance; neural crest cell migration; positive regulation of cell migration
Cellular component (GO): plasma membrane
Molecular function (GO): semaphorin receptor binding; chemorepellent activity
Source: RefSeq, a predicted model, not a curated record
GCACUUGCUGAUCUUGGCUGCUGAGUGGAAAAUUGUAAACAGCCAAGAAUGUUGUUUGCUUGCAUGAGGCCAGAGGAGGCUGCCCAGGUCCUUGGGGAGAGGCAGCCAGCCCAGGAGCAGGACAAGGCCUCAUCCUAGAAGCCUCAGGUUCCUCUAGGCUCCCUUCUGAACACCUCGUUUCCCCUACUGCUGCCAGACAGGCAGGCCAGGAACACUGGGUCCUGAGGCAAGGCCUCGGAGCCGACUCCGGAAAGAUAAGUCUUCCCUUAUCCUCUGUCUGUGCCCCCUUAUCUCUGACUGGAUGGCACCCGGGUGGUUUGUAGCAAAACUGCACAGUGGGAGUGCCCCGAACCUGUGGCAUACAAGUGAGGCUGGAGACCUUCUGACUGCUGAGGUCCUGCUACCAGGCUUGGGGAGACUGAGGCGAUCCCCAGACCUUUAAAAUGCUCCUAAGAAUGCAAACAGGGGUGCUUUUCAGGACAGGCUACAGGACAGGACCCAGGUGCCUCCCAACAUGGGCACCAAAGCCCGUCCCGUCUGAAGCCACCUGCCUCACACCUGGCCAGUACUUGAGAAGCAGAGGUAGGAACAGCAGGAGUUGAGGGCCAUCCUCGACUACACAGCGAGCUGGAAGCCAGCCCAGGCUACAUGAGACCCUGCCAUCACACAAACAAAAAUAACCCUACAAAACCUCCCUCAGGUACCUGGCCCUGGCCUCGAUGGGCAGGGCAGUCUUCCCAGCUUGGAGGAGAAGCUGGAGUCCAUAGUUACCCACCUCCCUGCAGUCGGCCCUAGCUCCAGCCUACUGGGCCGUCAGGAUGGGCCCACACUCUCGGCAGAAGUGAGAUUUUCUGCAUCUGCCCCCCCCACACCCCCCUUUUUUUCCUGCCUGGCUGUCAUCGCGGCCACUGUGGGCCAGACAGCUGAAGUUUGAAGAGGUCCAGUUGGUAAGGAAGCGUCAGGGCCUGGGGCCCAGAAGAGGGAGGAGAGUGCCUUCCCUGACCUCUGACCCACCUAUCCCAGCCAGCUCCUGGGAGCCGAGGCUGCUAUCCAGUCAUCCUUCAGCGGUGGAGGAACAGGUUUCUGGGACAACCACCUGGGCCAUCUGGGGCACCCUUCACCUUGAGAUCCAGCAGGAAAGGGCCAUCUCUACCUGCCCAACCCUUGCUCCCAUUCCACUCAUGCGGGGCCACCGUCUCCAGCCAGUCCCAGCUGCCUGUGCCGGUCACCCGAUCCACCCUGUAGCCCUGCAAACUUUAUGAUCCUGGGGCAGAGUCCAGGGCAGCUGAAGGCUCCUCCACACACGCCUGCUGAACCCUGAGCGCCCCGAGCUGCCGGCAUGGGGCGGGCUGAGGCCGCCGCCAUGAUCCCAGGCCUGGCCCUUCUCUGGGCAGCGGGGCUGGGGGAUGCUGCCCCUAACCUUCCACGCCUUCGGCUCUCUUUUCAAGAGUUACAGGCCCGGCAUGGUGUCCGAACUUUCAGGCUGGAGCGGACCUGCUGUUAUGAAGCCUUGCUGGUGGAUGAGGAGCGUGGACGCCUGUUUGUGGGUGCUGAGAACCAUGUGGCUUCCCUCAGCCUGGAUAACAUCAGCAAGCGAGCCAAGAAGCUGGCCUGGCCGGCCCCCGUGGAAUGGCGAGAAGAGUGUAACUGGGCAGGGAAGGACAUUGGUACGGAGUGCAUGAACUUCGUGAAGCUGGUACACGUCUAUAACCACACACACUUGCUGGCCUGUGGCACAGGGGCCUUCCACCCAACCUGUGCAUUUGUGGAGGUGGGCCACCGCCUGGAGGAACCCAUGCUCAGACUGGACCCGAAGAAGCUUGAGGAUGGCAAGGGAAAGAGUCCUUACGACCCGAGGCAUCGGGCUGCCUCCGUGCUGGUGGGGGAAGAACUGUACUCAGGGGUGGCAGCAGACCUCAUGGGCCGAGACUUUACCAUCUUUCGCAGCCUGGGCCAGAAUCCUAGUCUCCGAACAGAACCCCAUGAUUCCCGCUGGCUCAACGAACCCAAGUUUGUUAAGGUCUUUUGGAUCCCAGAGAGCGAGAACCCCGACGACGAUAAAAUCUAUUUCUUCUUCCGUGAGUCCGCAGUGGAGGCCGCACCCGCAAUGGGGCGCAUGACUGUGUCCCGGGUUGGCCAGAUCUGCAGGAAUGACCUGGGUGGCCAGCGCAGCUUGGUCAACAAGUGGACCACAUUUCUGAAGGCGCGCCUUGUAUGCUCAGUACCUGGAGUCGAGGGUGACACCCAUUUUGACCAACUUCAGGACGUGUUUCUUCUGUCUUCCCGGGACCGCCAAACGCCGCUUCUCUAUGCGGUCUUCUCCACCUCCAGUGGCAUCUUCCAGGGCUCUGCCGUGUGCGUGUACAGCAUGAAUGAUGUGCGCCGAGUCUUCUUGGGACCCUUCGCUCACAAGGAGGGGCCUACGCAUCAGUGGGUGUCCUACCAGGGUCGCGUCCCCUACCCACGGCCCGGCAUGUGCCCCAGCAAGACCUUCGGCACCUUCAGUUCCACCAAGGACUUCCCAGAUGAUGUUAUUCAGUUUGCUCGGAACCACCCUCUCAUGUACAACUCCGUCCUGCCCAUCGGGGGGCGCCCUCUCUUCCUCCAAGUGGGAGCUGGGUACACCUUCACCCAAAUCGCGGCAGACCGUGUAGCAGCUGCUGACGGACACUACGACGUUCUCUUCAUUGGUACAGAUGUGGGCACAGUGCUGAAAGUGAUCUCAGUCCCCAAGGGCAGCCGACCUCACUCUGAGGGACUUCUCCUAGAAGAGCUGCAGGUGUUCGAGGACUCUGCCUCCAUCACCAGCAUGCAGAUCUCCUCUAAAAGGCACCAGCUCUACGUAGCCUCACCGAGCGGCGUGGCCCAGAUUGCCUUGCAUCGCUGCACGGCCCUAGGCCGCGCUUGCGCAGAAUGCUGCCUGGCCCGAGAUCCUUACUGUGCUUGGGAUGGAUCAGCCUGCACACGCUUCCAGCCUACUGCCAAGAGGCGGUUCCGGAGGCAAGACGUACGGAAUGGUGACCCCAGCACCCUGUGCUCUGGGGACUCCUCUCACCCUGCGCUGUUGGAGCGGAAGGUCUUAGGUGUGGAGAGCGGCAGCGCCUUUCUGGAGUGUGAGCCACGCUCGCUGCAAGCCCGUGUGGAGUGGACCUUCCAUCGCGCAGGGGAGGUGGCGCACACCCAGGUGCUGGCGGAGGAGCGAGUUGAGCGUACGGCGCGGGGGCUGCUGCUGCGUGGGCUGCGGCGCCAGGACUCGGGCGUGUAUCUGUGCGUCGCGGUUGAGCAAGGCUUUUCGCAGCCACUGCGGCGCCUGGUGCUGCACGUGCUGAGUGCGGUCCAGGCCGAACGCCUGGCCCGGGCCGAGGAGGCAGCAGCCCCUGCACCACCGGGCCCUAAACUCUGGUACCGGGACUUUCUGCAGCUGGUGGAGCCAGGCGGCGGUGGAGGGGCAAACUCCCUGCGAAUGUGCCGCCCGCAGCCCGGGCCCCACCCUGUGGCCGCAGAAUCCCGCCGGAAAGGUCGCAACAGGCGAAUGCAUGCCUCUGAGCUGCGUGCUGAGCGUGGGCCACGUAGCGCAGCACACUGGUGACUGGGCUGUCCCCACACUGGGGACCAGGCUGGACAUGACAUUCAGAAGAGGGGGCAGGCAGACGCCAGGAAGACUGAGGCACACUGAGGUCCUUGGGGCCAGUAGGACACCUAACUCAUCCAUAGGCCCUGGCCAAAGGGUACCCGAGCCAGCUUAUUUAUUAACAAGAUAACCCGCCAAUGUAGCCUCAGAAGAGUGGCCCAGGCUGAAUUCAGGAUCUAGCCUGGAGGGAGGGGACGGAGAAGUGGGGUUCCAGAGUAGAGCAGGGCCAGAGAACUGUCUGGGGUGCCUGCCCUGGGGGAAGCAUUCUUUCUUGGGCAGGGAGCAGAAAGCUGUGAACAGAUUAGGCCGUUGGGUUCCCGGGUGAGGCAGGCCAACUGUACUAAAGUAAUGCAAUAAACACAUUAUCAGCUGA